This is a messenger RNA of Boleophthalmus pectinirostris (great blue-spotted mudskipper), 1382 nucleotides long. It is a transcript of the gene nat9, whose product is annotated as N-acetyltransferase 9 (GCN5-related, putative). Bases 108 to 746 code for a protein of 212 amino acids. The transcript has 6 exons. The record is from RefSeq and is a predicted model, not a curated record. Gene Ontology annotation, biological process: protein acetylation. Gene Ontology annotation, molecular function: N-acetyltransferase activity. NCBI's taxonomy places the organism in Eukaryota, Metazoa, Chordata, Actinopteri, Gobiiformes, Gobiidae.
CGGAUGCGGAAGUAAACAAACCCCCGAGCGGCGCGUGGCUCGGCUCGUGUUUCUCUUAAUUAAACUGUUUUAUUUUUGGUUUUGAAGAUGAAAUAAAAGUGAAAAUCAUGCGGAUAAACGAGGACACGUUACUGCAGGGACACAGAGCGGUGCUCGUGCCGUAUACACCUGCGCACGUGCCCAGGUAUCACGAGUGGAUGCAGAGUGAGGAGCUGCAGAGACUCACGGCCUCGGAGCCUCUGAGUCUGGAGCAGGAGUACGACAUGUGCACGAGCUGGAGGCAGGACGCAGACAAGUGCACGUUCAUCGUGUUGGAGCGGGAGCAGUGGGACGCCGGCGCGCAGGAGGAGCAGUGCAUGAUGGGAGACGUCAACCUGUUUCUGACCGACCCCGGCGACCCGAGCCUGGCCGAGCUCGAGGUCAUGAUCGCAGAGCCCAGAUUCCGAGGGAAAGGCGUCGGGACAGAAGUGGUCUGCAUCAUGAUGAGCUACGGAAUCUCCAAACUCGGGAUUAAAAAGUUCCAGGUGAAAAUCGGUUUGGAAAAUCAGAUCAGCAUCAACAUGUUCAAGAAACUCCACUUCAGCGAGGUUUCCGUGUGUAAAGUGUUUCAGGAGGUCACUCUGGAGCUGCAGGUCGAGCCGGCGGUCCAGACCUGGAUCCAGGACCGGACUUCACACGUCCAGGAGCGGGACUACAGGGAGAGCUGCAAGAGGCGGAAACCGGAGCACGGACUGGACCAGGACUAAACCAGGACUGAACCAGGACUGAACCAGGACUGGACCAGGACUAAACCAGGACUGAACCAGGACUGAACCAGGACUAAACCAGGAUUAAACCAGGACUAAACCAGGACUGAACCAGGACUGAACCAGGACUAAACCAGGAUUAAACCAGGACUAAACCAGGACUGAACCAGGACUGCACCAGUUCUAAACCAGGAGAAAGGUUUUUCUGGGCUUUGGGCAGAUCUGUGUUUCAGUUUUAACAUGAUUUCAUUUCAAACCCGGGUUAAAGCUCCACUCUGUCACUUUUUAACCAUGUUUUUUUUUUUGCUCUGGAUAAACAUUCUGGUCAUCUGAAUGUUUCUGCUCGUAUCCAUGGAAACGUUGAUCUUUUGGCUGUAAUGUUUCACAGUGGCUUCUGUUUAUGAGUGUGGAGAAUGUGACACACCGGCUCCAGAAAGUUCCAUACUGUAACUUUAAAUACAACGGCCUUUAUUUAAAGAAAAGACAGAUGUUGGUUUAAACAAAAAUACAGAAAACAGUAAAGUGCUAAAAUAAAACAAAAAGAGGCAAACAGAAAUUUAAAUGGUAUAAAAUGAAAACAGUAAAAUUGUAUAAAAUAUCAAUGUUUUGUAAAUAAAAUAUUUAAAUAAAAAAUUA